Molecule: messenger RNA, 3642 nt
Organism: Sugiyamaella lignohabitans
Lineage: Eukaryota; Fungi; Ascomycota; Dipodascomycetes; Dipodascales; Trichomonascaceae
Gene: UBP2
Product: Ubp2p
Exons: 1
Coding region: 1-3642 (1213 amino acids)
Biological process (GO): proteasome-mediated ubiquitin-dependent protein catabolic process; regulation of proteasomal protein catabolic process; protein deubiquitination
Molecular function (GO): cysteine-type deubiquitinase activity; proteasome binding
Source: RefSeq, a predicted model, not a curated record
AUGUCGUCGUGGUACUCGUCAUUUCCGGCACAUAUCCAGCCGGGAGGUAAGUCAGCAGCCAGGGUUAUUGAAGAUUUACUGAGGUAUUCGCCAUUAACGUUUCCUUUGGAGCCAAUUGCUCUGGCAAGAGGAGUCAAUGGUGCUAAGCCAAGUGUUCAGCGACUUAAUUCCAUCUGUUACUUGAAGGAUGCACCUGACCCAGUGGUUAGUGAUUCUAUUGAUGGAACGAAACAGGUGUGGUACCUGAUUCUCGCCAAUACUAGAGACCACUUAGAAUUGCAUAUAACAGCUCCCCGAAGUCACGGAACGGCCAGUGGACCACAACAGGAGUCGUCUAAUGAAUCUGGAGUGAGCCCAGAUCCAGAACGAGAGUUCGACUCUGAGGGCGAUACUGCCUUGAAUUCCAGUGUUGAUCCAGUAGACACAAGUGAUGGUGAUCAGACUGCACCACCGGCUAGUUCAGCUUGGCAGAAGCCCCUACCUGGAGUGGGUAAACCUCCACCACCUCCUAAGAGACCUAGUUUAGAGUCCAUUCUUGAUACACCCCAUUUUCACGACUUUCAUCUAAUUAUUGACGACAAUAGAAUGGAUAUAAUAGACGAGGAUCCUCGAACCGAGAUUUACAAGUUUGUAUGUUCGGUAACUUCAAUUGAGCUUACAAUAAUCGUGCGACCGCCUGAGUUUGACGAUGAGGAUAUAUCCCAGUUUACCCCCCAGAAAAUUAGAGAGCGAUUCGAAAGAUAUCGACAUCAGAAGCCUUCAGCAACGGUUCCAACCGACUACGUGUGUUUUAAUACCUUGUACAACAUUAUAUUCAAGCCAUUAGACUCGGAAGAACCCAAGGAGAUCAUGUUCAACAAUCCGACUUUGAACAUGCGGGUCGACCCCUCUAUUCUAUGUCGACGAUUGCACUUUUCACGGGAUGAACAAAGAGAGGCAUAUGUGCCGCCGAAUCUGCACGACUUUUCCAACCCAGAAACGGCAUCUCUUCGUCAAAAAAUGUCCCGCAUGUUACUAGAGGCUAGUUUGCUCACAUAUCAAGCAAUUUCGCAUUCCGGUACUAAGCAAAAGUAUAGUCAUGAGCUUGAGAAUGCUGUUCCUCAUCUGCUCAAGGCUCUUGGAUGCAGCUCAUACCCCACCGGACCACCUUCUUCUUAUCCUAAUAGUGCUUUAUCAGUUAGCGAGUUUUCUCAUUAUAUAGCAUUAGGUACGGUGGAGAACUUCAGCGAUGAACUGAUCUGGGAGAGGUACAACCAACAGGUGCUGCAUGAUGAGAAAUUCACCUACUUGUAUCUUGACUCAUUGAGAGGAAUUGCUCAGGUGCGUCAAAGCGAGGAUCUAGAAAUUCGCGUCAUGGAGCUUUACUCGAUGGGGAUUCCAACAGUUAAUGAUGCUCAACAAGCAUACAGAACUUUUAAUCUAGACAUGGAUGAAGCUUGUUAUUCGACGUCGUAUAUCUCCGAAGAGAUCUUGAUCGAUACGUACAAGCAAAUGGUAAAAGAACGCCCCAGUUCGAAGGCAACGCUACGAGGAGCCCUAGACACUAUAGUGAAAACGACGCGCCAGUCGCUUGAGAAGGUGAAGAGAGUGCUUGAAAUUGACGAGAUGGAUGUGGUUGAAGCCUUUAAACUCUUGGAAAUCCCCACCGAGGAAGGUAUUGAGAACAUUGCGAUCGAUUCUAUUAAAGUCUCGUUUGAGUUAAAGGCUUACAACAUGGGUGAAGAGAACGAUCAGCAGCUCAAGUUAGCAUUAUUUACUAUUGCCAAGGCACGAGAGUCGUUUGAAUUACUUAAUUACUACGAGUCAUUGACCUUUGGAAGCCUGCCAGACAUAGAUCUCGAGAAUGCUUGCGCACUUUUAGGCAUUGAUACUUCUCUGCGAGAUGAGAAGAGCAUUAUUACAAUUUUCCAGAUUCGAUUGAAAGAUACUCCAGAUGAAGUGCUUGAACUUCGACAGGCAUUAAGGAGAAUUGGUGAAAGCUUUGAUAGCCAAGUUAUUCCAAAUUAUCUUGCGACUGGAAAUGCUUCAGCGGCCGCAGUACCUGAUGAAUCCGAUGCACAUGGCGGUAUAUGGCCAGUGGGAUUAAACAACAUUGGAAACACAUGUUAUUUAAACUCAUUGCUGCAGUACUAUUUCACAAUCAAUCCUCUUCGAGAAGCGGUAAGAACCUUUGUAGAGUCACCAAACAAAGAGAAUCUGGCAUCAAUCAACUUGGAGAAGAAAAAGGUAGGCGGUCGUAAUGUGCCUGCUUGGGAGGUCAAGAGAGCGCAAGAGUUUGUCUGUUUGCUUUCCGAUUUGUUUUCUGAAAUGAUUACGACCAAAGAUAAACAUGUUUCGCCAACCAGGGACCUGGCUUAUUUGGCUCUUGUACCUGCACGAGACGAGCAAGAAGAUGAAAAUGCUAUUGAGAUAACUGCUGAAAAUAGUGUUUCCAAGGCCGAUGACAAUACUCCGCAUAUUACAGUCCAUGACGCUGUUGAGGAAGAGGCCCCUGAUGUGAUGAUAAUUUCCUCUGACUCUGAUGCCGAAACUGAUAUCGAAGAGGUGCAAAUGAAACCGAGAACUACCCGCUCGUCGUCUUCCAGUUUGGAUCAGUUGGAGGAUUUUGAUACUAGCUCAAGUGAAACCGAAGCUAUUGAAACGCCUUCUGGCUCGUCUGCAAGCUCGGAUGCUAAUAAGGAAAACGAAAAGCCCAAGCGAAACAACUCAUCAGAUGAUCUACGAAGUCUUAAGAAAAAGGUUUCUAGGACCCUAGACGAGGAAACUUUACCCAGGGCCACUGUUCAUGUUCUCGGCAAGCCUAAUGAACAAGAAGUUGAAACAGCCCGAGCCGCUCAAGAAGGCACCGCUGUAACAGCCGACCACACUGACGCUCCACUUAUUGUCGUAUCUGGGGAUCAUGAGACUCCUGGAACCGUAGACACAGGUCACCUCACUAGUAAAUUCAAAACAGCGCCAAUAGUGGAUGUUGUCGAGGUAGACAGUGCUUCUUUAACACCAGCACCAGCCAGCAGUCCAGGUGAAGAGAAGAACCGAAGAAUCGACUCAGCCCUCUUUGGCAGACAGCAGGAUGUUACUGAGUGUAUUGAGAAUGUGUUGUUCCAAAUUGAAGCUGCUUUUAAACCAACAGCAUACGAAGAGGACGGUGAACAAGUGGACAUCAUUAAGGAGUUAUUCUAUGGCAAAACUAAACAAGUUCUUGAAGCAGAGGCUGAUGGCAAGAAUCGACGACAAAAAACAGAACGAUUCUCAAGCUUGCUAGUAGAUGUUGCCGAAGGAUCUCGAGAUAUUUAUGAAGCACUAGAUUCAUACUUUGGAGAAGACAUUGUAGAGCUCGAGUCUGUACCAACGAGGAGAUCAGUGACUAUUUCUCAGCUACCACCUAUUCUUCAAGUACAAAUUCAGCGAGUUCAGUUUGAUCGGGUGUUAGGCCGACCAUUCAAGUCGCUGGCACUCCUGAAAUUUGAUGAGACUAUUUAUAUGGAUAGAUAUCUAGAUAUGGAUGAUCCUGAAUUGCAUGCUAAGAGGCGCGAAGUGUUUGCCUGGAGAAUGGAAAUAUCUGAUCUCAAAAAACAAUUACGGGAGCUGAAUAGCAGAAAGGUAAGUGGACAAGAGAACCUCCAACAGAGGAACAAAAACUAA